Molecule: messenger RNA, 534 nt
Organism: Cladocopium goreaui
Lineage: Eukaryota; Dinophyceae; Suessiales; Symbiodiniaceae
Source: the annotation of a GenBank genome assembly
AUGGUGGACAUCACCUUCCGCUGCCAAAUCAAGUACCAAGAGGACAAACCAGUGACCAUUGCUGCAGACCUGGUUGAAGAGCACCAAGGCCAAAACUUCUUGAAGUUCAGUGCCACCAACUACUCCAUUUGCAAAUUGGUAUGUGGUGGCAAGCUGCCCAGGAACCCCAGUUUGUCCAAGAGCAAGGAAUUGCAAGCUUUGACCCAAGCCAGGAAUGAAAAGAUCCAAGAAUAUUUUGCAGCACCACAAGGUCCCCAAGAAGGCCAAGAAUUGUUUGGUGAAGAGAACCCAGGCAAGGGCACCAAGAAAAGAAAAGCCCAUACCAUGGAAGAACCUGACAACUUUGUGGUAACCAUCCAGUUGGGCUCCACUGAGAUUCCAUGUUUGGCUGGUGGCCAAAGACCUUCCAAGUGGGAUUUGUUUGUUGCCAUGGAGCCAAAGCCAUUGAGGCAAGUCAUUGGCCAUUUGAGAGCUGGCUGCCAAGCUGCAUUGCACGAACCCACCAGAGGUUACAAAGGCACAAAGAAAGGCUGA